Molecule: messenger RNA, 315 nt
Organism: Paramuricea clavata
Lineage: Eukaryota; Metazoa; Cnidaria; Anthozoa; Malacalcyonacea; Plexauridae
Source: the annotation of a GenBank genome assembly
AUGCAGAGAGCAAAAGUGGAUUCAAGAUGCUCUUUAGGUGAGCAAAGGCUGACUCACCUGCUAAGAAUCGAAGAAGAAGGGCCAGAACUUGGUACCUUUGAUGUUACCCCAGUAGUUGAACUAUGGCUUAACAGCAAGGUUAGGAGACCUAACCAGAACAAAAGGAAGAAGUACAAGCAAAGAAAACAGAAAUCAAAGAAAUAUUAUGAUAAUGAUAAUUACACCAAUCUCUUUUCUUUAAUUGACAAUACUGAUAGUAGUAGCACAGAAGAAUCAGAUGAUGUGAUUGAUGUCUCUGUUGAAGACAUGGACUGA